AUGGAGGAAGUAUCGAUAGGAGGAGGGAGGGGGGGAGGGGGAGGGCAUGGGGUUAGCCAUGAGGGACGGCUGCAGGUGGACCCGCAGUGGUCACGAAAGCGCGCAGGUGGCGGCAGCUGGUGGGGCUGCUAUGGCGCGGGUGCGGAAGCGGUGGGGAGGUGGAGGAAUGGCGCAGGCAGCGGAGGUUGGCGCGGAGGUGGCUACGAGGCUGCGAAGCGGCGGGAGGUGGCGGCGGCUGGCGAGGCCGUGGCGGACGCAGGCGCAGAGGUGGUGCUGAGGCGGCGGAGGGGAGCUGCGCGGGCGGCGGCUGGUGGGGCCGCGGCGACGCGGUUGCGGAGGCGGCGUCGAGGCCGUGAAGGGGAGCAGCGCAGGCGGCAGCGGUUGGUGAGGCCGCGGCGACGCGGGCGCGGGGGCGACGAGGCCGCGGAGGGGGGCAGCGCGGGCGGCGGCGGUUGGCGAGGCCGCGGCGACGCGGGCGCGGAGGCGGCGGCGAGGCCGCGAGGGGGAGCUGCGCGGGCGGCGGCGGCUGACGAGGCCGCGACGUCGUGGGCGCGGAGGCGGCGGCGAGGCCGCGGAGGGGAGUUGCGCGGGCGGCGGCGGCUGGCGAGGCCGCGGCGUCGCGGGCGCGAAGGCGGCGUCGAGGCCGCGGAGGGGAGCUGCGCGGGCGGCGGCGGCUGGCGAGGCCGCGGCGUCGCGGGCGCGGAGGCGGCGUCGAGGCCGCGGAGGGGAGCGGGGUGGCGGCGGCUGGCGAGGCCGCGGCGGACGCAGGCGCGGAGGCGGCGACGAGGCCGCGGAGGGGAGCAGCGCGGGCGGCGGCGGCUGACGAGGCCGGGGCGACGCGGGCGCGGAGGCGACGACGAGAGAUAUUCUAACACUCUUCCCCCGCCCCUCUUCGUUGCGCUCCUCUUUCUCCGCCCCUCUUCGUUGCGCCCCUCUUCCUCCGCCCCUCUUCCUCCGCCCCUCUUCGUUCCGCCCCUCUUCCUCCGCCCCUCUUCGUUCCGCCCCUCUUCCUCCGCCCCUCUUCGUUGCGCCUGUCUUCCUCCGCCCCUCUUCAUUGCGCCCCUCUUCCUCCGCCCCUCUUCGUUGCGCCCCUCUUCCUCCGCCCCUCUUCGUUGCGCCCCUCUGCCUCCGCCCCUCUUCGUUGCGCCCCUCUUCCCCCGCCCCUCUUCCCCCGCCCCUCUUCGUUCCGCCCCUCUUCCCCCGCCCCUCUUCGUUCUGCCCCUCUUCCCCCGCCCCUCUUCGUCGCGCCCCUCUUCCCCCGCCCCUCUUCGUUGCGCUCCUCUUCCUCCGCCCCUCUUCCUCCGCCCCUCUUCGUUCCGCCCCUCUUCCUCCGCCCCUCUUCGUUGCGCCCCUCUUCCCCCGCCCCUCUUCGUUGCGCCCGUCUUCCUCCGCCCCUCUUCGUUGCGCCCCUCUUCCUCCGCCCCUCUUCGUUGCGCCCCUCUUCCACCGCCCCUCUUCAUUGCGCCCCUCUUCCCCCGCCCCUCUACGUUCCGCCCCUCUUCCCCCGCCCCUCUUCGUUCCGCCCCUCUUCCCCCGCCCCUCUUCGUUCUGCCCCUCUUCCCCCGCCCCUCUUCGUCGCGCCCCUCUUUCUCCGCCCCUCUUCGUUGCGCCCCUCUUCCUCCGCCCCUCUUCCUCCGCCCCUCUUCGUUCCGCCCCUCUUCCUCCGCCCCUCUUCGUUCCGCCCCUCUUCCUCCGCCCCUCUUCGUUGCGCCCGUCUUCCUCCGCCCCUCUUCAUUGCGCCCCUCUUCCUCCGCCCCUCUUCGUUGCGCCCCUCUUCCUCCGCCCCUCUUCGUUGCGCCCCUCUGCCUCCGCCCCUCUUCGUUGCGCCCCUCUUCCCCCGCCCCUCUUCCCCCGCCCCUCUUCGUUGCGCCCGUCUUCCUCCGCCCCUCUUCGUUGCGCCCCUCUUCCUCCGCCCCUCUUCGUUGCGCCCCUCUUCCACCGCCCCUCUUCAUUGCGCCCCUCUUCCCCCGCCCCUCUUCGUUCCGCCCCUCUUCCCCCGCCCCUCUUCGUUCCGCCCCUCUUCCUCCGCCCCUCUUCAUUCCGCCCCUCUUCCCCCGCCCCUCUUCGUUCCGCACCUCUUCGUUCCGCCCCUCUUCGUUCCGCCCCUCUUCCUCCGCCCCUCUUCGUUGCGCCCCUCUUCCGCCGCCCCUCUUCGUUGCGCCCCUCUUCCCCUGCCCCUCUUCGUUGCGCUCCUCUUCCUCCGCCCCUCUUCGUUGCGCCCCUCUUCCUCCGCCCCUCUUCCUCCGCCCCUCUUCGUUCCGCCCCUCUUCCUCCGCCCCUCUUCGUUCCGCCCCUCUUCCUCCGCCCCUCUUCGUUGCGCCCGUCUUCCUCCGCCCCUCUUCGUUGCGCCCCUCUUCCUCCGCCCCUCUUCGUUGCGCCCCUCUUCCUCCGCCCCUCUUCGUUGCGCCCCUCUUCCCCCGCCCCUCUUCGUUCCGCCCCUCUGCCCCCGCCCCUCUUCGUUCCGCCCCUCUUCCUCCGCCCCUCUUCGUUGCGCCCCUCUUCCCCCGCCCCUCUUCGUUGCGCCCCUCUUCCUCCGCCCCUUUUCGUUGCGCCCCUCUUCCUCCGCCCCUCUUCGUUCCGCCCCUCUUCCCCCGCCCCUCUUCGUUGCGCCCCUCUUCCCCCGCCCCUCUUCGUUCCGCCCCUCUUCCCCCGACCCUCUUCGUUGCGCCCGUCUUCCUCCGCCCCUCUUCGUUGCGCCCCUCUUCCUCCGCCCCUCUUCGUUGCGCCCGUCUUCCUCCGCCCCUCUUCAUUGCGCCCCUCUUCCUCCGCCCCUCUUCGUUGCGCCCCUCUUCCUCCGCCCCUCUUCCUUGCGCCCCUUUUCCUCCGCCCCUCUUCCCCCGCCCCUCUUCGUUGCGGCCCUCCUCCCCCGCCCCUCUUCGUUCCGCCCCUCUUCCCCCGCCCCUCUUCGUUGCGCCCCUCUUCCCCCGCCCCUCUUCGUUCCGCCCCUCUUCCUCUGCCCCUCUUCGUUCCGCCCCUCUUCCUCCGCCCCUCUUCGUUCCGCCCCUCUCCCCCCGCCCCUCUUCGUUGCGCCCCUCUUCCCCCGCCCCUCUUCGUUGCACUCCUCUUCCUCCGCCCCUCUUCGUUGCGCCCCUCUUCCUCCGCCCCUCUUCCUCUGCCCCUCUUCGUUCCGCCCCUCUUCCUCCGCCCCUCUUCGUUCCACCCCUCUUCCUCCGCCCCUCUUCGUUGCGCCCGUCUUCCUCCGCCCCUCUUCAUUGCACCCCUCUUCCUCCGCCCCUCUUCGUUGCGCCCCUCUUCCUCCGCCUCUCUUUGUUGCGCCCCUUUUCCUCCGCCCCUCUUCGUUGCGCCCCUCUUCCCCCGCUCCUCUUCGUUCCGCCCCUCUUCCCCCGCCCCUCUUCGUUGCGCCCCUCUUCCUCCGCCCCUUUUCGUUGCGCCCCUCUUCCUCCGCCCCUCUUCGUUCCGCCCCUCUUCCCCCGCCCCUCUUCGUUGCGCCCCUCUUCCCCCGCCCCUCUUCGUUGCGCCCCUCUUCCCCCGCCCCUCUUCGUUCUGCCCCUCUUCCCCCGCCCCUCUUCGUUCCGCCCUUCUUCCUCCGCCCCUCUUCGUUCCGCCCCUCUUCCUCCGCCCCUCUUUGUUCCGCCCCUCUUCCCCCGCCCCUCUUCGUUGCGCCCCUCUUCCCCCGCCCCUCUUCGUUGCGCCCCUCUUCCCCCGCCCCUCUUCGUUGCGCCCCUCUCCCCCCGCCCCUCUUCGUUGCGCCCCUCUUCCUCCCUCCCUCUUUGUUGCGCCCGUCUUCCUCCGCCCCUCUUCGUUGCGCCCCUCUUCCUCCCUCCCUCUUCGUUUUGCCUCCUCUUCCUCCCUCCCUCUUCAUUGCCUCCUCUUCCUCCCUCCCUCUUCAUUGCCUCCACUUCCUCCCUCCCUCUUCAUUGCCUCCUCUUCCUUCCUCCCUCUUCAUUGCCUCCUCUUCUUCCCUCCCUCUUCAUUGCCUCCUCUUCCUCCCUCCCUCUUGAUUGCAUCUUCUUUCUCCCGCCCUCUUGA
Messenger RNA from Closterium sp. Naga37s-1, 3990 nucleotides. The record is from the annotation of a GenBank genome assembly. Lineage: Eukaryota; Viridiplantae; Streptophyta; Zygnematophyceae; Desmidiales; Closteriaceae.